This is a messenger RNA of Miniopterus natalensis, 4236 nucleotides long. NCBI's taxonomy places the organism in Eukaryota, Metazoa, Chordata, Mammalia, Chiroptera, Miniopteridae. The record is from RefSeq and is a predicted model, not a curated record.
UUGAUAAAAUUGUAUUGGAUUAUGUUGAAGAUUUAGUGACAAAAUAUUCUUUCUUUUUCUCACAGAUUUAUCUAAAAACAGACUGGUUGAAGUUCCAAUGGAAUUGUGCCACUUUGUAUCACUGGAAAUUCUUAACCUAUAUCAUAAUUGUAUCAGAGUCAUUCCUGAGGCCAUCGUUAACCUGCAAAUGCUGACUUACUUAAACUUGAGUAGAAAUCAGCUGUCCUCCCUGCCCGCUUGCCUGUGUGGUCUGCCUCUCAAAGUCUUAAUCGCAAGUAACAACAAACUUGGAUCGCUGCCAGAAGAGAUUGGUCAGCUCAAGCAGUUAAUGGAGUUGGAUGUCAGCUGCAACGAGAUCACAGCCUUGCCCCAGCAGAUAGGUCAAUUGAAAUCUCUACGAGAACUAAAUGUCAGAAGAAAUUACCUUAAAGUUUUACCACAAGAACUAGUAGAUCUUCCCUUGGUAAAGUUUGACUUCUCCUGCAAUAAAGUGCUCGUGAUUCCCAUUUGUUUUAGAGAGAUGAAGCAGCUGCAAGUAUUACUACUUGAAAAUAACCCUUUACAGUCUCCUCCAGCACAGAUUUGCACAAAGGGCAAAGUGCACAUAUUCAAGUAUCUGAGCAUACAGGCCUGUCAGAUUAAGGCAACUGACUCCCUUUAUCUCCACACGAUGGAGAGGCCACAAUUACACCAGCAUGUGGAAGACAGCAAGAAGGAUUCUGAUUCAGGCGUUGGAAGUGAUAAUGGAGAUAAGCGAUUAUCUGCCACAGAGCCUUCUGAUGAAGACACUGUUAGCCUCAAUGUGCCAAUGUCAAAUAUCAUGGAAGAGGAACAGAUCAUUAAGGAGGACUCAUGCCAUCACCUUAGUCCAGUAAAAGGGGAAUUUCAUCAGGAAUUUCAAUCAGAGCCUUCCCUUGUGGGUGACAGUGACAACUCAGGAGAAGAAAGAGACCAAUUUACCCAUGGAACAGAUGCUCUCGAUUCAGAAUUUAUAAACUAUAAUAAGGCUAGGACAGAGGACUGUGAGGAACUGUUACGGAUAGAAGAGGACACACACUGGCAGCCCGAGGGAAUUUCAUCUAAAGACGAGGACAUGGCUAUAGCGAUGAUUGAACAGCUGAGAGAAGCAGUAGAUUUGCUACAAGAUCCCAACAGAUUAAGCACGGAUAUUACAGAGAGAAGUGUGGUAAACCUUUAUCCUAAGGAAUCAGCAGAAGCCUUAGAAUUACAAGAUUCUGCACUAAAUGGUCAGAUGCAGCUGGAGACAUCUCCGGUGUGUGAGGUGCAAAAUGAUCUAACAUCACAGAGUAAUGGGAGCGAGUAUUCUCCAAAUGAGAUUAGAGAAAACUCCCCAGCAAUCUCUCCUACCACCAGCAGUACAGCUCCGUUUGGCCUGAAGCCUCGAUCAGUGUUUCUAAGACCUCAGAGAAAUUUGGAAUCUAUAGACCCACAGUUUACAAUUCGGAGGAAAAUGGAACAAAUGAGAGAAGAAAAAGAACUGGUGGAACAACUCCGUGAGAGCAUCGAGAUGAGAUUAAAGGUGAGCCUGCAUGAAGACCUGGGGGCUGCACUCAUGGAUGGUGUUGUCCUCUGCCAUCUGGUCAAUCACAUCCGCCCACGAUCUGUCGCAAGCAUUCACGUCCCCUCACCGGCAGUUCCCAAGCUUAGCAUGGCCAAAUGCAGAAGAAAUGUGGAAAACUUUUUGGAAGCCUGCCGAAAAUUAGGAGUACCAGAGGAAAAACUAUGUCUACCCCAUCACAUCCUUGAAGAGAAAGGCCUGGUCAAAGUGGGCAUUACUGUUCAAGCAUUGCUAGACGUGACUGUAACGAAGGCUCUAUUCACAUGAAACCAACUCCUGUCCUUUGGGUUGGCCCAAACCCUUCUCCCAUCAGAGAUCCUGAACUCUGCUCUCAGCACCAGUCCCCCCACCCGCCCACUCAUUGCCUGUGUCCAUGAGUCUAGUUGCAUUUGAGGGAGGACCUAAGAGAAGAUUUUCUACCUUUCAGGACUGACCUCCGACAUUAAGAUGUGGCAGGUAUUUAUCUUGAAGCCAGUGAGGGAGCUGGUUACGAAGAGCUAACAGCACAUUAAUGCCUUUACAACCUCCUGCACCCCUUCCACUCUCACCCACUGCCAUUACCAAAACACCAAGCACAACUGUUCUGCAGCAAGAUGCAUUUGUUUCACUAACGCCAAACUCAUUGUAUAUUUAGUGGGGGAAGGGGAACUCAACCCAGGUUUUCACCACCAAAUUUUUCAAGAAGUUUCUUGAGACCAUUGCCUUUUAAAAAACUAUUUUCAACAUACAAAAUAUUUAUAUAAAUAUUAUUUAUUAGUGAGUUGUUAUUCAUCCUUUGGAUGCAAAUUGUAAAUUAGGAAACUAUUUUAUUACUGCUUUUUUGUGGUUCAACACUUUUUAAAUUAUAAAUAUUGAGUUAUUUUCUAUUCUCUUUGGUGUGCAGCAGUUCUGGAUCUCAGUAAUCAUGUUUUCUGGAAUAUAUGACUCAGAAAAAAAAUUAAGCAAAAACAGGUGCUUCUGUGACAAGAACUGUUUUCUGGGGAGGCAUUAUUACACUUUGGUUUCUAGAACAUUGGUCUUAUUUAUUCCUGCAUUCCAUCCAGUUCCCUACAUUCCAGCAGCCCUGUUGUCCCCUGAUAUAAUAAACUGACUGAAAUCAAGAGAGCAUCCCAAAGUUACUUGUAAAUAGCUGUGAUGGGGAAAAAGGACAUUAAGCUUGAAGAUAAAAUGUGAACAGUUAUUUUUUUGGAUUCAUACUUAUUUUGCUAUACACAGAACAUUCACAUUUUAACACAAAAAAGUAAUAAGUGUUAGCAUCAUAUGUCUUGAAGUAUAAUUUUGCACUGUAACUUGGGAAUUAAAGAAGUCUAGUACCAAAGGAAAUAAGAAAAUGGUAUAGGAAAGUGGAGAUGAUACUAAGUUUAUUGUUUAACCAAAAAGUUUUUUAAGGGCAGCUUCGACUGAAAGUGAUGAAGAGUUAUAUCAGACACAUACGACCUGGUCAGGAAACCAGCACUUCUUACAACUGCCAGUUUUAAAACAGGAAAAGAUUUUGAGAUGUGGACAUGCUCAUUUUAUUGUAACUUAGUUGGUGGCUUUCAGAGUAGCCCAUGAAACACAGCAAGAUUCGUGGUCUCUGGUAUGAAACUAUAAUAGCGAGUCAGUAAGUUGGUGAGGCAGGUGGGUGCAACAAGGCCGGCUCAGGAGAGGUUAAAUAAGUGGUGUUUGUGAGACUGAGUGGCCUAGCAGGGAGCUAGGUCAAAGGAAACAUGACAAGAAGAGAUCCAGCAAAGCAAAGGUACCUGCUGGUCUGAGAGACCCACGCAAGGCUUCCCAGACACAGCAGCCUGUCGGGAGGCAGUCUGUGCAUACGCCUUCACCCGGCACUCCCGCAUGUUCCAGUCAGUCACCUGUCACAGUCUUGUGAAUGCUCACCACCUCUUCAACUCUUUGAAAAGCCAUUGCAAGUUUUUAGAGCAGCAGCAGCCACAAUUUGUAAGCGAAAUAAAAGGUGAGCACAAAAGAAGAGACACCAGGAAGAUGGUGUGCAUUGAGCACAGUCUAACAUCGGCCAAGGCCACGGCUGCCCUCUGCUCUGGGCAAGGUGGAGGGGUAACUGAACAUGGUGGUUUGAAUUGGCAGCUUUCAGUUAUUUCCUAUUAAAUGUACUGUGCACUUUAACCUAACUUAAAAUAUAGUUUAAUAUUUUCCUGUACUGCACAAAUACCUGUUGUCAAAUAGCAUGAUGAUGUAAAGAGAAAGACAUUUUGAACAAAGAGCGUAUUCAAUAUAAGCAACAUUCAAAGGUUGGUUAUAAAAGUAAGAAUUUUGAUUGCUGCACCUUGAUGGGCAUUCAGAUGCAGGGUCCUGAAAUAUUUUUUUUAUGUGUAUAUAUGGUAAUAUGAAGCUUUAUAAUUCUUGUUUUGAGAGAUUUCUUUUUCAAAAUUAAGAUUUUUCUUUUGAUAUUAAUUUUCAGUUAUUUUCUUGAAGUUGUCUGUAUAAUACAAAUGGCUUUUAUAUUUUGUAAAAUGGCUUUCUUCCUUCUAAAUGCAGUCCUUGUGUAGCUAAAAUGUCUUUAAGAUCCUUGUAUACUGUUUAUGUGUGCAAUAAAAUGUGCAUGGCCAGCUAACAGUACCAUCAGUGGACAGAAUGUACCUAGUACAAAUAGCCUUCCUUUUAUUAUUUAACAGCCAUUAAAACUUUGAAUUUGAAAAAAA